AUGAGUGCCUUUUUCCAGCAAAAGAUCAAAGAUCCAGUCAUUAAGCUACUCAAGUCUGGUGCUUCACCUAGCAGCAUCGCGCUUGCCAUGGCUUUCGGCGUAUCCGGGGGUGUUUUUCCCAUUCCUGGCGUGACGACCGUACCUGUCAUGGCUGCCAUUUUUCUUUUUCGUCUGAACCCUGUUGCGGCCAUGCUUACAAAUUAUAUCGUUACACCGCUAAAUAUUGCGGCCAUUCCCUUCUUCAUUUAUUAUGGGUCUGUAAUCUUUGGAGGGGGCAAAGAGGAUCAGGAAUUUGCCAUCAGUAGUUUCCUGGAAGAUAUCAAAACGGAUACUAUCAACACGCUGUUGCUUUUCCGCUUCAAGUUGCUCCAUGCGAUCUAUCUGUGGCUGCUUCUCAUGCCUUUCAUUACACUUGUCAUUUACGGUGUACUCACUCCUGUACUGCGUCGUGUCAUGCCGAAGAGCAAGGACGAGCGCAAACAUGCCUGA
This is a messenger RNA of Plasmopara halstedii, 489 nucleotides long. Its product is annotated as Domain of unknown function DUF2062. The record is from RefSeq and is a predicted model, not a curated record. Bases 1 to 489 code for a protein of 162 amino acids. NCBI's taxonomy places the organism in Eukaryota, Oomycota, Peronosporomycetes, Peronosporales, Peronosporaceae. The transcript has 3 exons.